UUCUCGCCGUUUUCAUUUUUUUUUCCGUAUCUGAAUACUCUGAAACUCCUUCUCUUUCUCUUUCUCCGCCGAAGCUCGGGUAGCUCCGAGCUUUUGUUUUUCGUUUCUAACAAUUUAAUUCAUUUUCUCUCGUGUAGAGUCUUCAAUUUUUAAGCCCUAAUUCCCAAACUGCCUUCAUUUCCCCCCCAAAUUGACUCCUAGGGUUCAAUUCGUCGUCACCGGCUACGUUUCACUGAUUUUUUCAGCGAAAAUGGCUUUCAUUGGAUUGUAGGGUCUUCCAGAUCGAACCCUUUUUUACUUUCAGAAGACACUAUUUACUUCAUCUUCAUCAGACUAAUCCAAUUAGCGAUUAUGGCUCUUCGGGUUACCGUCUCUUUCUCGGGUUACGUCGCCCAAAACCUAGCUUCCUCGGCUGGAAUUCGCGUCGGAAAUUGCAGAGCUUUACAUGAAUGUUGGGUUCGGAAUCGGAUUUUUGGUCCAAACCAGAAGCCUGAAAUCGACCCUUCUGGUUCCGUUCGCAAUUACCGAUCCGAUUUUUCCCAGCCUAAAGCCUGUUCCUGGGGUAGGAAUUCUGCUUCCUCCUAUAGCAACCUCGCCGGAGAUAUUUUGGGUGAUAAUUUUAAGAGUCCAAUUUUGUUGGGUUUGAUCUCGAUCAUGAAGUCAACGGCCUGUGUAACAGGUUCGUCGGCGACGAGUAUGGGCGUUUUUGGGAUUUCACCGGUUAAAGCUACUUCGAUUCUUCCAUUUUUACAGGGAUCGAAGUGGCUACCCUGCAACGAAUCGGUUCCAGUUUCAUCUGUCAACGAGGUUGACAAAGGUGGAACUUGUUGUAAUGAUGGGGUUAUGGCUACUCAGAGCCACUUGGUAGAAAAGUCUUUAGAGAAAACUGGCUGGGUAACGCGUUUGAUGAAUUCUUGUUCGGAGGACGCGAAGGCUGUUUUCACUGCUGUUACUGUUAGUUUAUUGUUCCGAUCGAGCCUGGCCGAGCCGAGAUCAAUUCCGUCUACUUCUAUGUACCCUACUCUUGAAGUGGGCGACCGAAUUUUGGCGGAGAAGGUUUCAUAUCUCUUCCGAAAGCCUGAAGUUUCAGACAUUGUUAUUUUUAAGGCACCUUCAAUCUUACAGAAAUUUGGAUUUAGUUCAGGCGAUGUAUUCAUAAAGAGAAUUGUGGCCAAGGCUGGAGACUAUGUUGAGGUUCAUGAUGGGAAAUUACUGAUUAACGGGGUUGCUCGAGAUGAAGAAUUUAUUUUAGAGCCUCUUGAAUAUGAAAUGCCUCCAUUGCUUGUACCAGAAGGUUAUGUCUUCGUAAUGGGAGACAAUAGGAAUAACAGUUUUGACUCUCAUAACUGGGGUCCACUGCCUGUAGAAAACAUUGUUGGCAGAUCAGUCUUCCGCUAUUGGCCACCGUCCAAAACUGGAAAGAAUACUACCAUGGCAGUCUCUUGAUGCAUUGCCCCUUUCCCCGCUGGGGAUCUUAGAUGACAAUUUUUUUCUUCAUUUUGAUUAUUGACUACAUAGAUUUUUUCCUACUCUUGUUGCUCAUCUUUGAGCGGUUUGUGAAUACUUUUUUCUCGUAACUUUCAUCUUGUGCCCUGUACCAUGGAUAUUGUUUAGAUAUUAGAUGGGUAUCUUUCCCAUCAGCAUGUUUUUCUCUUCUUGUUUAUGCCCAAUCCUUGGCUGUUGAUGCCAUUCUUUCUGUAAUGACUAUUAAAUCUGUUGACGUCGUGGAUUUAGAAA
Messenger RNA from Humulus lupulus (European hop), 1737 nucleotides. Its product is annotated as probable thylakoidal processing peptidase 2, chloroplastic. The transcript has 6 exons. Gene Ontology annotation, cellular component: chloroplast thylakoid membrane. Gene Ontology annotation, molecular function: serine-type endopeptidase activity. The record is from RefSeq and is a predicted model, not a curated record. NCBI's taxonomy places the organism in Eukaryota, Viridiplantae, Streptophyta, Magnoliopsida, Rosales, Cannabaceae. The coding region runs from base 352 to 1446 and encodes 364 amino acids. Gene Ontology annotation, biological process: thylakoid membrane organization.